AGAUGACAAAAGCGAGUUUAGCUGAUUGUGAGGCAUAUAUCAGUCGAUACGAACCAAAGGAUAGUGAAAAUCCAGGCUAUCUAUCCAUUAAAGGAUUUUGCAAUUUAUUUAAAUCAAUAGAUUUCAAUAUAUUUAAUAGAAGUCAUAGAGUUGUCUGUGAAGUGAUGUCUGAACCACUUUCAGACUAUUAUAUCGCCUCUUCUUAUAAUACCAUUCAAAUGACGGGUGAAAGUAGGGUUGAGUCAUAUCAGUCGGCACUGACCAGAGGCUGUCGUUGUAUUGAUCUCGAAGUUAUAGAUGGAGAUAAUGGAGAACCUAUUGUUUGCCACGGAUUGAGUGCAACGAUUCUGUUAAGAGAUGUUCUCCAGACUAUUCAGAAGUAUGCGUUUAAAACAACUCAAUAUCCUUUGAUCCUAUCGAUGGAAAUUCACUGCUCUUUUGAACAACAAAUAGUGAUCGCAUCCCUUAUAAGGCAGAUAUUGAAAGAUUACUUAUACGACGGCGUUGUGGACAACAACAAGAGUCACUUGCCUUCGCCCGAAACUUUGGUCCGAAAAAUAUUAAUUCAAAGCAAAAAAUUGCCUAAAAUUAAAACUAAGAAAUUAAGUAAACUAAAGAAGUCACUGGAAUUGGACGCUAUCAACGAAUCUGAAUCACAACCCGAAGACACCGACGAAGAGGAAGAGGAUGGAUAUGAUUCAGACAAUGAUAUCAGUGAUAAUGAUCUCAAAGACGACACCAUUGAUGGAAAUAUUGGGACUAAAAGUAUUAAGUUUACUGAAGACCAGAAUAAGGAAGUGAUGAAGAAUACAGAGAAUUUGAAUUCUGUUAAAAAGCACAACAAUAAUAACAAUAUGAACAGAAGUAAUACAUUUCCGUCUAAUAACAAAAAAGAUCACCGAAAGAAUAUUAGGACAGACCCGGAUCAGCUCAAUGGUGAUCAUCAUCCCCUGGGGAAAUAUUACGAAAUGAUAUCAUUAGAAGAGGAAAAGUCUGAAACAUUUAGCAAAACCAAACCCGAUGACCAAAAAUACGUCAAAUUUACCAAAAAGCAUUUGGUCCGCACUUACCCUAAGGGCGACUUAACUAAUUAUAACCCAAUAUCGCACUGGAAUAUGGGCUCACAAUUGGUGGCACUUAACUACCAGAUCACUGACAAACCAAUGCUUUUCAACGAAGCCCUGUUUGCAAUGAAUGGCAAAUGCGGUUACGUUUUGAAAUCUGAUUAUCUUAGAAAAGGCAAAGAGUAUGGUAUGAGUGGCCGGAGUUCCGUAAUCAAUGCUCCGACCAGUAAAAUAAAAAAAGUAUGGAUAAAGAUUAUAAGCGGACAACACAUUCCCAAACCGGGAAAUUCAUUGGACGGCGAGAUUGUGGACCCGUAUGUGGAGCUCCGUGUGUACGGACAUCCGGCCGACUCUAAAACUGAGUUCAAGACAUCUCCCGUCAAGAAUAACGGUUUUAAUCCCAUUUGGGAGGAAUCAACUGAAUUCAUAAUCCGAUUGCCGGAUAUGGCGUUCAUAUACUUUGCGGUUAGAGAUAAUUUAACGACAGAUAGUGAUGUAAUUCUAGGCCAAUAUAUGCUCGCAUUCCCGGCUAUUAUGGAAGGCUAUCGUACCGUCAAUUUGGUGGACAGCGAUAAUCGGUCCUUAAGUCCGGCCUCUCUUUUAGUACACAUCACUUUCAAAGAUGUCGGCGAUUACUGGAGUCCUGAA
Messenger RNA from Medioppia subpectinata, 1712 nucleotides. Lineage: Eukaryota; Metazoa; Arthropoda; Arachnida; Sarcoptiformes; Oppiidae. The record is from the annotation of a GenBank genome assembly.